Paramuricea clavata is the source of this 396-nucleotide messenger RNA. The record is from the annotation of a GenBank genome assembly. Lineage: Eukaryota; Metazoa; Cnidaria; Anthozoa; Malacalcyonacea; Plexauridae.
CUUAAUGGAUUUCGAAUUGAAAGUCAAUACAAUUAUGUCAAUUUACUUAUUAAACUACAACAACAUUGUUUUAGGAAUGACUCAUUUAUAGCAAGAACAUUACUCACAGCUAUUGACCACAACAGCCAUCUUUUCAGACGAGCAGCUUUGAACAGGGAUGGAAAGAAGAAAUAUAACAAAGUGUACAGCAAGCAUUCAAAAAACUGGAGAGUGACGGCUGUACUAGAAGAGAAGACCUAUGACUUCCGGGCAGCUCUAACUUCUGGUAUCCUGCAGAGGAAGAUUGAUGACAAGGAUAGUAAACUGAAAAAAAGUAGAACUGUCAGCAGAGCUUCCGAAAAAUAUAUGUCAUUCGAUUGCUAUGCAGCCUGUCCUAGCUACGCAAGAAAUUGUUGA